Molecule: messenger RNA, 1410 nt
Organism: Cynocephalus volans (Philippine flying lemur)
Lineage: Eukaryota; Metazoa; Chordata; Mammalia; Dermoptera; Cynocephalidae
Product: pancreatic triacylglycerol lipase-like
Exons: 13
Coding region: 1-1410 (469 amino acids)
Biological process (GO): lipid catabolic process
Molecular function (GO): protein binding; triacylglycerol lipase activity
Source: RefSeq, a predicted model, not a curated record
AUGCUGCUACUCUGGACACUGUCACUGCUGCUGGGAGCAGUAGCAGGAAAAGAAGUCUGCUACGACAGACUCGGCUGCUUCAGCAAUGAAGAGCCAUGGGCAGGAACAGCGCAAAGACCCCUCACAGUAUUGCCCGAUUCUCCAGAAGACGUCAACACCCGCUUCCUCCUGUACACCAACGAGAACCCAGACAGCUAUCAAGUAAGGACGCUCGCUGAUCCCUCGACUAUCAGUAGAUCCAAUUUCAAAACAGAUAGAAAAACCCGCUUUAUUAUUCACGGAUUCCUAAGCUCAGGAGAAGGAGGCUGGCUGGCCAAUUUGUGCGAGAACAUAUUACAGGUGGAAACCGUGAACUGUAUCUGUGUGGACUGGGAAGGUGGCUCCCGAACUACAUACUCAAAGGCCACACAGAACGUCCGGAUUGUGGGGGCAGAAGUGGCAUAUCUCGUGGAAUUUCUUCAGUCCUCAUUCGGGUACUCACCUUCCAACGUCCACCUCAUUGGCCACAGCCUGGGUUCACACGUUGCUGGGGAGGCUGGAAGGAGGACCAAUGGGGCCAUCGGACGAAUCACAGGGUUGGAUCCAGCUGAGCCUUACUUUCAGGACACCCCUGAAUUAGUUCGAUUGGACCCCAGCGAUGCCCAAUUUGUGGAUGUAAUUCACACGGAUACUUCUCCCUUUCUCCCCAACUUGGGGUUUGGAAUGAGUCAAAAAGUGGGCCACCUAGACUUCUUUCCCAAUGGAGGAGAAGACAUGCCCGGAUGUGGUCACAUCUUUCGCUCUACAGAUAUUAAUGCAGAUAAGAUGGAGAAAGGAAUUAUUGACUCUCUGAGCUGUAAUCACGGAAGAAGUUAUGAGUUUUAUACUGCUAGCGUCAUCAACCCUGACGGCUUUGCUGGAUUUCCUUGUACCUCUUAUGAAGAUUUCACUGAAGACAAAUGCUUCCCCUGUCCAAGUGAAGGCUGCCCUCAGAUGGGUCAUUACGCUGACAGAUAUUCUGGGAGGACAAGUGAAGUGGGCCAGGAAUUUUAUCUAAACACUGGUGAUUCCAAAAACUUCCCUCGUUGGAGGUAUAAGGUAACUGUCACACUGUCUGGGAAAAAGGUUACAGGACAUGUGCUAGUUUCUUUAUAUGGGGAUAAAGGAAUCUCUCAGCAGUUUGACAUUUUCAAGGGCUCUCUCAGCCCAGACACUACUCUCUCUAAAGAGGUUGACGUGGAUGUGGAAGUUGGGGACUUGCAGAAGGUGAAAUUUCUUUGGUAUAACAAUGUGAUCAACCUAACUCAACCCCAAGUGGGAGCAUCCAGGAUCACAGUGGAAAGAAAUAAUGGAGAAGAGAAAACAAUGUUCGCCUUCUGUAGUGAUGAUACCGUGGGGGAGGACGUUCUGCUAACCCUCACCCCGUGCUAG